CAAUUUAAUUGCAGGAACUUGCCCUAUAUUCUUUAAAAUUACAAACUAUGCUCUAAAUUUUGACUAAAAAUUAGAUAUUGAUCAAAGAUGAUACGUCAACAUAUUGGCAAUAUGUCAGCGUGCAUUUUACGUUUUCUUCUUGCCUAUUUAAGGAAGAAUAGUCGUAAAAGUUUUCAGACUUUGAAGAGCAAUUCAUAAUUUUGCCAAACCUCCGGGGGGGUUGCGAUGAUUGGCUCCUUUUUUGUCUCUUUAUUUCUUUCCCAAUUUUUUUUUUUUAAAAAAAUGGUUAAGUAUAGAAGAAUAAAACAGCGACAAUACAGAUAAUUCUUAUCUGUCUUUCAAAGCCUCCCCUUAUAUAUACUAUAUAAUUCCAAAUUCUACACUAUAUAUAUUGGCCCAGAAGAAAAAAGCUUUUUUGCAAUAUAGAAUAAGACUGGCCGAAUAGUUGAUAGUAGACUGUAGUAGUUAAUAGUAUCACUUAUUAAGUCCCAAAAAGUUGGCUCCAAAAAGGAUGUCUUCUUUUGGGCGCUUUUCCAAUCUUCUUCUUGAUGUUGCACUUCUGAUUCUUGGCUUGUCGGCAUUGGGAUUGGCCACCGCCCAAAUCGACGGGAUCGGGGAUGUGUUGCGGCAGCAGGCGGCGGACCGGGUGGUUCUGGUUCCGGGACAACCGCCGGUGAAUUUCUCGCAGUAUGCCGGGUAUGUUACGGUUAAUGAAAGCCAUGGGAGAGCACUGUUUUAUUGGUUUUUUGAAGCCACCACAAAGCCUCUAAACAAACCUCUUCUGCUCUGGUUAAAUGGAGGCCCAGGUUGCUCAUCAAUUGGAUAUGGGGCAAUGGAGGAGUUAGGCCCAUUCUUGAGCAGGAAAGGCAAACCAGAGCUCCGGUUCAACAAACAGUCCUGGAAUCAUGCUGCAAACUUGCUUUUUUUGGAGUCCCCUGUUGGAGUAGGAUUCUCAUACACUAACACCAGCAAGGAUAUCAAGGAGCUUGGUGAUAAUAUUACUGCUCAAGAUUCCUACGUAUUUCUGGUGAAUUGGUUCAAAAGAUUCCCACAGUUCAAGUCCCAUGACUUUUACAUUGCUGGUGAAAGCUAUGCCGGGCACUAUGUACCCGGGUUAUCAGAGGUCAUAUUUGACAAUAACAAAAAGCUUCCCGAAAAUGAACGCAUAAACUUCAAAGGUUUCCUUAUAGGAAAUGCGUUAAUGGACGAUGAAACAGAUCAAAAAGGGAUGAUUGAUUAUGCAUAUGAUCAUGCCGUCAUCUCAGACCAUUUGUACGAAGAAAUUAAAAAGGAGUGCAAUUUCAGCCUUGAACAUCCUUCUAAAGCUUGCAAUGAUGCUUUGGAUAAAUAUUUUGAUGUCUAUAAAAUCAUAGACAUGUACAGCUUAUAUGCACCCACCUGUGUUGAUACCAACUCCACCAUCACAAGACAACUUCCUGCCAUCCAUGGCGCAUCUCCCAAGCUAUUUUCCAAGAUUGAGGGAUGGCACAGGAAACCAGCAGGGUAUGAUCCAUGUAUCUCAGAUUAUACAGAGGUAUAUUUCAACAGACCAGAUGUUCAAAAGGCACUCCAUGCUAAUGUUACCCGUAUCCCUUACCCAUGGACUCAUUGCAGUGAUAACAUAACAUUCUGGAAAGAUGCCCCUGCAUCAAUGCUCCCAAUCAUUCACAAACUUGUUAAAGGUGGUUUGCGAGUAUGGGUUUUCAGUGGAGAUACUGACGGUAGAAUCCCAGUAACAUCAACAAGGUAUACACUUAAAAAACUUGGUCUCAAAAUCAAGCAAGAUUGGACUCCUUGGUACACUUUCCACAAGCAGGUGGGAGGAUGGACAGUGGAGUAUGAUGGAUUGACAUUUGUAACAAUAAGAGGAGCUGGGCAUCAAGUUCCCACCUUCAAACCCAAACAAGCCCUUCAGUUAGUCAGGCAUUUCUUGGCCGAUACUAAAUUGCCAACUAAAUCAUUCUAACCAUCGAGUUUGUUUAGCCUUUUAUUAUGUAAUAAUUCUGUCCAAAUAUAGUCAGGGAAAAAAAGAAAGAAGGAAAAAAGAAUUUGUCUUGAUUUGAAACAACAUUAUAAUAAUCCCAGGAAAAUGAAGGUCGAUCACAAUUCAUAUUCAUAUGUACGCGCCUCCUUUGAUUUGAUGUUUAAUUAAUUAGUGAGUGCCCUAGCU
This is a messenger RNA of Oldenlandia corymbosa var. corymbosa, 2170 nucleotides long. The record is from the annotation of a GenBank genome assembly. Lineage: Eukaryota; Viridiplantae; Streptophyta; Magnoliopsida; Gentianales; Rubiaceae.